AUGGCCUCAGCAUUGGAUCAAUAUCGUACCGUCAGUGCAGCAUGGGCGGAGGGUCGACUCGAGAAUGUGCUACAGCGACAGAAAGAGCUUUCUUUGCUACAUUCCAACAUCAAAAGCUCUUCUACGAAUCUGAUCAUGGCUAUAUGCGAUGAUCUCCAAACCUCAAAAGCAAGCGCAGCUGAUGAACUCCAAUUGGCCCUCGAUUCGAUCAAACGCCUCUACGACGACCUAGACUUUCCGAGUACAUUGGCCAAGGAGAAACAGGUCAAGAAUGGGGCCAGCUCAUCCAGCAACUUGAUACCUCUGGGUCCCGUUCUUAUUGAUCCCUCUCCCUACUCGCCAUUUCUUAGCGUAAUUGCACCUCUCGCUGCUGCUGUCGCAGCUGGAAGCACCGCUAUCGUGUUAGCCACCUCGGCGUCCGACAACCUUAAUACCGAGCUUCGCACCGUGAUCAAUAAGAGUUUGGACGUCGAAGCCUUUGCCAUAACAGAAGGUAGCUCAGCCGAUAUACGUCGAGAGCUCAGCAAACAGUACUUUGGCGCUGCUGCUCUCCAGGACUUGUCCCUACGUGACGACUUGUUUACGUCUCUUCAUAAGAAAAAUCCAUUGAUCAGAGUGCUUUCACCACCCUCCGGAAUCUCAGCUGCAUUUGUUGAUCGCUCUGUUCAAGAUCUGGAAGCUGUUGCGAGUCACCUUGUUGCCUCAGGCUACCGAACACCUCGUGAUAAUCCUUUGCGAACGCCACGUCUUGUUUUUGUCGACGAAAUACACAUUUUGCAGCUUCACAAGCUCAUACGUACAGGUGCUGGUGCGGAUGCAUCACUGUCUUUUAGCAACAACGGAGACGAAGCUCAGGCUCUCGAUAAGUUUCUUACAUCCAAAUUUCCGAACUCGAAACGGAACUUGCCCAAACAUGUAUCUGGUCAUCUGCCUGCUGUCAUCGUAUUAGACAAUUCCGAUGCCACUGUAGCCGAACACGUCCAAAAGGCUGCGGAAUUGCUUGCACACAGCGACAACGGUCUUCUACUGGUUCCAAUACGAAGUUUGGACCAUGGCAUCGAUAUUGUCGGCAAGAUUAACGGAAACAACCCCUCUCAGGCAACAUAUAUCUUUGCAUCCUCUGAGGUUUCUUCUUACGUCGCCAUGUUCACAAACACACUUCAGGUGUUCAUUAAUACCAUACCUCAAUGGUCACUAUCCACUGUUGCACCCUCAACUCCUUUCCUCGAGAGUCGCCUGCUGUACCGCAGAGAAGACUUUUCUGUCAACAAACCAAUCUUGCAGGAGUCGGUCCACCACGUUGAUUCCGUCAGUGCAGAAAAACAAUCUGCUUGGUCACUCGUGUCUCAUCACUUGCAACUGGGUAAGAUCAAACAGCAUAAAGGCGGAAGGCUCAGCUAUUUUGAGCGAGGUUUGUUGGUCGGACUGGCUUUAUCGUUAAUUGCUAUUUCGGGUACUGGAAUUGGCAUUUAUCGCGGUAUUCUACAUUUUGCCAAGCGACCUUGA
Molecule: messenger RNA, 1506 nt
Organism: Fusarium fujikuroi IMI 58289
Lineage: Eukaryota; Fungi; Ascomycota; Sordariomycetes; Hypocreales; Nectriaceae
Exons: 5
Coding region: 1-1506 (501 amino acids)
Biological process (GO): aldehyde metabolic process
Cellular component (GO): cytoplasm
Molecular function (GO): aldehyde dehydrogenase (NAD+) activity
Source: RefSeq, a predicted model, not a curated record